UCACCAUGAUCGUAACAUCUCCUAAGCCUCAAUAAUCACUUCAUCUCACACAAUAGUCGUACAGGCUCCGCGAGAGGGUUCCAAUCUUUCCCCUCGCACCAAGCGGCCAUCUCGCCUUCGACGAUCAUUCCGCGACACUCCGCGCCCACCAUCCCGCUCCAAUUCAGUCGCGGUCUCCUCCCGUUUUGCGCUGUGCCUUGCCUAGGUAGCAGGCCGGCUGCAAAAUGGCGCGUGUCUAUGCAGAUGUCAACCAGCAGAUGCCACGGUCAUACUGGGACUAUGACAGCGUGAAUAUCACCUGGGGCGUGCUCGAGAACUACGAGGUCGUACGCAAGAUCGGACGAGGGAAGUACUCGGAAGUCUUCGAAGGCAUUAACGUGGUCAACUACCAGAAGUGCGUGAUCAAGGUGCUGAAGCCGGUCAAGAAGAAGAAGAUCAAGCGCGAGAUCAAGAUCCUGCAGAACCUGUCAGGCGGGCCGAACAUCGUCGCGCUGCUCGAUGUCGUCAGAGACAACCAAAGCAAAACGCCCUCCCUUAUCUUCGAAUACGUCAAUAACACAGAUUUCCGAUCCCUCUACCCGAAAUUCGUCGACUACGAUGUCAGGUAUUAUAUCUUUGAGCUCUUGAAGGCUCUCGACUUCUGCCACAGCAAGGGCAUAAUGCACCGAGACGUGAAGCCGCACAAUGUCAUGAUCGAUCACGAGAACCGAAAGCUACGACUUAUUGACUGGGGUUUGGCAGAAUUCUACCACCAAGGGACAGAAUACAACGUCCGAGUGGCAUCAAGAUACUUCAAAGGGCCAGAACUCCUCGUUGAUUUCCAGGAAUACGACUACUCACUCGACAUGUGGUCUUUGGGAGCAAUGUUUGCUUCCAUGAUCUUCCGAAAAGAACCUUUCUUCCACGGCAGCAGCAACUCGGACCAACUUGUCAAAAUCGCCAAGGUCCUUGGCACAGAAGACCUCUUCGACUACCUAGACAAGUACGAGAUCGAGCUGGAUGCACAGUAUGACGAUAUUCUAGGUCGAUUCCCCAAGAAGAACUGGCACAGUUUCGUCAAUUCGGAGAACCAAAGAUUUGUCAGCAACGAGGCGAUUGAUUUCUUGGAUAAAUUGCUGAGAUAUGAUCAUCAAGAACGAUUGACUGCAAAGGAAGCCAUGGCCCACGCCUUCUUCGAGCCCGUUCGAGAACAACAGCGGGCUCGCCUCACUGCGGGAUCCGCUUCCUCAGCAGCGAGCUGAACCUUUACCUCUCUUAUCCUCGCCUAAAAUACGGCAGCUGAAACCAAAAUUCUCAAGAACUCUUGCGAAGGAGCGUCACGAAACGCUUUGCUCACUUGGCUAACUUCACUUACAUGGCAUGAAGACGUUGAUGGGUGGUGACGGUGACUAUAAUGCAUGUAUGAGAUUCUUCAUUGGUGGUGGAAAUAGGGAUGGGGGCGGCGUUUAAGAUUGUCUUCUUCUUCUUUGAAGUGGUGGGUGGGAGGGGAUUUGAACGUGAUGGAGAUUGAGGCUUGAGCUUGCAUACCCUCUGCUGAACGAAUGAAAU
Hyaloscypha bicolor E is the source of this 1548-nucleotide messenger RNA. Its product is annotated as casein kinase II. Gene Ontology annotation, biological process: regulation of transcription by RNA polymerase III; regulation of transcription by RNA polymerase I; protein phosphorylation. Gene Ontology annotation, cellular component: cytosol; nucleus; protein kinase CK2 complex. NCBI's taxonomy places the organism in Eukaryota, Fungi, Ascomycota, Leotiomycetes, Helotiales, Hyaloscyphaceae. The coding region runs from base 225 to 1241 and encodes 338 amino acids. Gene Ontology annotation, molecular function: protein serine/threonine kinase activity; ATP binding. The record is from RefSeq and is a predicted model, not a curated record. The transcript has 6 exons.